AUUCUCCAGCUUGAUCUCAAAUCUCAAAGUCUAGUCUUCUUUCUUACUGGUAGAAGGUGUAUACAUUUCAAACUAAGCUCUUAAACUUUCUUCUUUGUGUUGUGUUUCAAAGAUUAGAUCUUGAAGUUUACAGUUGAUGCUUGUCAAAUGGCGAUCAUAACAGAAGAGCAAGAGCCAGAAUCACCCAAAACCAGAGAAAACAAGAAACCACCGAAGAAACCAACUUCAAAUCCAAACUCAAAACCUAUAAAACCAGCUUCAAAUCCUAACCCAAAUUCACACACUCAAAGCUCUUUUGCCUUCUGGUUCUAUUUCACUCUCACUAUUUCUCUCAUCACUUUCCUCUUCGUCUCUUUUUCCUCUUUGUCCCCACCAGACCCCAAAUCCUGGUUCCUUUCUUUGCCUAGUUCCCUGCGCCAACACUUCUCAAAUGGUAGAAUCAUUAAGGUUCAAACGACCCCAAACCAAUCACCAAUUGAAGUUUUUGUUACUGAAAAUGGUCAGUUUUCUUCAUCUGAGAAUGUUGUGGUUGUUCAUGGCUUGGGGUUGAGUUCUUUUUCUUAUAGUGAAGUCAUAAGACUUUUAGGCUCAAAAGGGGUUCAUGUUAUAGCCCUUGAUUUGCCUGGAAAUGGGUUUUCAGAUAAAUCAAGAGUAGAGAUUGAAGAAGGAACAAAUGGGGUUUUAGGGAGGUUUAAGGAAGUUUAUAGUUUGAUUCAAGAAAAGGGUAUAUUUUGGGCUUUUGAUCAAAUGGUUGAAACUGGUGAACUCCCUUAUGAAGAGAUAAAGUCUAGAGUUUUGGUUAAAAAGAGUGUCAAGGUUAUUGAGUUGGGAAGUGAAGAGAUGGGAAGGGUUUUGGGGCAGGUUAUAGAAACAAUGGGAUUGGCUCCUGUGCACUUAGUUUUACAUGAUUCUGCUUUCGUCAUGGCUGCAGGUUGGAUUUCUGAGAAUCCUAGGUUUAUCAUAAGUGUAACCCUUAUUGAUACGGGACUAAAACCUGCUUUACCUUUGUGGGGUUUGAACAUACCUGUGGUUGGUGAAGUUGUGUUGAGGUUUUCAUUUGUGUUUGCAAGGUUGAUAAACUUGUGUUGCUCAAAGGGGAUUGGUUGGUCUGAGUUGGAGGCACAUAGAGUGCUUUUGAAGGGAUGGGAUGCACGAAGAGCAGUUGUGGGGAUAGGGAAGAAGUUGAAUUAUAGUUUUGAUGUAGAAGAAUGGGGUGGUUUGGAUGGUAUAAAAGGAAUGCCAAUGCAGGUCCUUUGGUCUAAUGGUUGGUCAGACGAAUGGAGGAAAGAGGGUCGACGGAUCGCAGAGGCACUUCCUGAGGCAAAAUUUGUUGCACAUUCUGGAGGGCGAUGGCCUCAGGGAGAUGCUGCUGGUGAACUGGCUGAGAAUGUAGCUCAAUUUGUAUCUUCAUUACCAAAAACAGUUAGACAGGUUGCGGAAGAGCCCAUCCCUGAGCAUAUCCAGAAGAUGUUUGAUGAAGCAAAAGACACUGACCAUCAUCAUCAUCAUCACGGUCAUGGUCAUGGCCAUGGCCAUGCUGCCCAUGGUCAUGAUCAUGCUCAUGCAGCUGGUUUUAUGGAUGCAUACGGGCUUGGUCACACAUGGGGCACUUGACCUGUUUCUUCCUAUUUUACUGGAAUGGGUUUAAGUUAAAGGUUUAGAUUUAGGUGUGCCUAUUAACCAUAUGCGGUAAUUUUAUGCUGUUUUCGAGUUUCUUAUUGUUGUUCAAGAUUCCUCCAUUAAAUUGUAAUCGUAAAAGCAUUGUUUUCUGAAAGCUUGUUAGACUUACAUAUUUUUAUGUGACACAAAGCAAAGCAAUUUCCAAAGCAA
Molecule: messenger RNA, 1830 nt
Organism: Theobroma umbraticum
Lineage: Eukaryota; Viridiplantae; Streptophyta; Magnoliopsida; Malvales; Malvaceae
Gene: AXR4
Product: alpha/beta-Hydrolases superfamily protein
Source: RefSeq, a predicted model, not a curated record